AUCCAAGGGCGAGCUAACACAAAUACAGUCUGAUAAUAGCUCGCUAAAACCACAAACAUUUCACAUAUCCAGCAACACCAGCGGACAAGGUGCAGGUUAGCUGUAUCCCAUGGAUAGUGAGGGAGACCAGAAGGGCAAUGAGAGGCGUGCUAAAACUGGCGGCAAUCAGGCUGCAAGAAUCACACCCGCAUCAUCAGAAAAGAGUAAGAAGAAAAGCAAGAAAAAAACACAAAAACCUCAAACACAAAGCAAAAAGAGAGGGCACGCCUCCACCAGCCCAUCUACCUGUGAGGAGACUGAUAAGACUAGCAGCACCAAGAACCCAACAACACUUCCACUUAUUCUACAAUCCUCUGACUUGCUGUAUACAACCUCGUGUGAAUCCAGCAUUAAGAACGGAGGUUUAAAGACAGAGAAAGACAACAUAUCUGUUAGCACUAAAUGCUCCCCUGGUGUUCAAAAUGUCCCUUUGAAUGAAAGUUUGCGGUGGGUAGGCAUUCUUGAUGAUCCAGUAAAAGAGGAGGAACGAAUUCGCCAAUACAAAAUUAAUAGAAGGAAACGUUACUUAUUAGCAGGUCAGCAGAAUGCCCAUAAUUCAUCAGAAGUUCCAGCAGUGCCAUUGGCAACUAAUAAUGAGAUUAAACGAGACAAUUCCAAUCCUUACUUUUUAGGAUAUAAAGGACAUGGCAGGCCACAACAGCCAUCAACAGAGCUUAAAUUCCCAGCAUUGGUAAACAUACUUAAAAAUGGCCUAUGAAACUGCUUCAAUCAUAAUGGCAUACAAAACUGCUUAGCCACAGCUAGUCAAUGCAGAUAAUCUCCAUAAUUAUUUUGUUAGAGCGCAUGUACCACUAGAAUGUAAGCUCAUUGAGCAGGGCCCUCCACCUCUCUGUUCCUGUACGUCCAAUUGUCUGGUUAAAAUUACAUGUCUGUUAGUCCACCCAUUGUACAGCGCUACCGAAUCU
Messenger RNA from Pelobates fuscus (common spadefoot toad), 965 nucleotides. It is a transcript of the gene LIAT1, whose product is annotated as ligand of ATE1. Lineage: Eukaryota; Metazoa; Chordata; Amphibia; Anura; Pelobatidae. Gene Ontology annotation, biological process: protein arginylation. Bases 110 to 757 code for a protein of 215 amino acids. The record is from RefSeq and is a predicted model, not a curated record. The transcript is spliced from 2 exons.